Molecule: messenger RNA, 3112 nt
Organism: Apis laboriosa (Himalayan honeybee)
Lineage: Eukaryota; Metazoa; Arthropoda; Insecta; Hymenoptera; Apidae
Product: xenotropic and polytropic retrovirus receptor 1-like
Exons: 11
Coding region: 107-1843 (578 amino acids)
Biological process (GO): cellular response to phosphate starvation; phosphate ion transport
Cellular component (GO): cytoplasm; plasma membrane; Golgi apparatus
Molecular function (GO): inositol hexakisphosphate binding
Source: RefSeq, a predicted model, not a curated record
GUUCUUUUUAAUAAACUAUUAAAAACUUAGUUAUUAUAUAUAUUAGCGUAGUUAAUAAAAUACAUUGAAAUAUUACGGUUAUCAAGUUAAUUAAUUCAUAAAGAAAAUGAAAUUUGCAGAGCACUUAAGUGCUCAUAUUACACCAGAAUGGAGAAAACAAUAUAUAAAUUACGAGGAAAUGAAAGCAUUGCUCUAUGCAGCAGUAGAACAAGCACCAGCUGCAGAUAUAACAGAUUCACAUAUAUUAGAACGUUAUUUUAAUAAAUUUGAUGAACAAUUUUUUCAUUAUUGUGAUAAGGAGUUAGCAAAAAUAAAUACGUUUUAUUCAGAAAAAUUAGCAGAAGCAACGCGUAGAUUUGCAACUCUCAAUAAUGAAUUAAGUGAAAUUCUAUCUGCUUCUGAAAAUGGACAAGGAAGUCAUAAGAUCCAUUAUCGUAAUAAUAUUUUGCAUAAAAAGCCAGUUUCAACACGAAAACUUCAAGAAUUAAAAUUAGCCUUUUCUGAAUUUUAUCUUUUUCUCAUUUUACUUCAAAAUUACCAAAAUCUUAAUUUUACUGGAUUUAGAAAAAUAUUAAAAAAACAUGAUAAACUUUUAAAUAUAGAUCUUGGAGCAAAAUGGAGAGCAGAACAUGUAGAUACAGCAUUAUUUCAUACUCAUAAAGAUAUAGAUAGGCUUAUUGCAGAAACAGAAGCAUUGGUUACCAGAGAUUUAGAACAUGGAGAUAGACAACGUGCUAUGAAACGUUUAAGAGUCCCUCCUCUUGGAGAACAGCUUUCUCCAUGGAUUACAUUUAAAGUGGGACUUUUUUCAGGAGCUUUUAUUGUUCUUCUUAUAGCAGUAAUACUUUCAGGUGCACGUUACAGAAAUAAUAAUAAUUGGCGAGUUUUAUGUAGAUUAUAUCGUGGACCACUUCUUAUGAUUCAAUUUCUUUUUCUUAUGGGAAUCAAUGUAUAUGGAUGGAGAUCUUCUGGUGUAAAUCAUGUUUUAAUAUUUGAACUUGAUCCUCGAAAUCAUUUAUCAGAACAGCACAUUAUUGAAAUGGCUAGUGUGUUUGGAUUAGUUUGGUCUUUAUCAAUUUUAGGUUUUUUAUAUAGUGAAACAUUGGGAAUACCACCAUUUGUUCAACCUAUGUUGUUAUAUAUAUUACUAGCUUUGUUUUUGUUUAAUCCAACGAAAACAUUACGUUAUGAAGCUAGAUUUUGGGCACUCCGUGUAUUGGGUAGAAUAUUUUGUGCGCCAUUUUUUUAUGUUGGAUUUGCUGAUUUCUGGCUAGCUGAUCAACUUAAUUCUCUACAUACUGUUUUCUUAGAUUUUCAAUAUUUUGUUUGCUUUUAUGUACAAAAUUCUUCGUGGACCACUGUCACUGAUGCGGAAACUUGUAUUAUGCGCGAACUUUCAAUGAGACCAUUUGUGGCUUGUUUGCCAGCAUGGUUCCGAUUUGCACAAUGUUUACGGCGAUAUAGAGAUACAAAAGAAGCUUUUCCUCAUCUUAUGAAUGCAGCAAAAUAUGCUACUAGUUUUUUCGUUGUAGUAUUUUCUUACUUACAUUUAACUAAUGCUAAGUAUUAUGUAUUAUCUACUGAAAAUCCUUAUUUUUAUUUGUGGAUAACUGCAAGUAUUAUGAGUUCUUGUUUUACAUAUACAUGGGAUAUAAAAUUAGAUUGGGGAUUAUUUGAUAGUAAUGCAGGAGAAAACAAAUUUCUUAGAGAAGAAAUUGUUUAUUCUUCUCCAUAUUAUUAUUAUUUUGCAAUAAUCGAAGAUUUUAUACUUCGUUUUGGUUGGGCAUUUUCAUUAUCUCUUACUGAAAUGGGAUAUGUACAUGCAGAUUUAAUGAAAUCAUAAUUAUUUGCUGUACAUUUAAUGUGUACAAAAUAUGUCAUAUUGCACAUCAUUAUAAAGGAUGUUCCAAAAACGCAAGAUUUGAAUUUUGCGCUAUUUAUGUGGUAAAGUGUUGUCAAUGAAAAAAAAACAGCAUGACAGCAUAACAGUUCAAGAUUAUUAAAAAUGAAGUGCUACACGAAAGAACAACACGUUUUUAUUGUUAAGCAAUAUUUUAAAAAUAAGGUUUGGCAACUCUAGUUCGCAAUUUUCGUACAAAAUAUGGUCGGAAUAAUGAUUUAACUUCAUUAACUGUGAAGAGAUUAAUUAAAAAAUUUAGACAGACUGGAUCAAUUAGACUGGAUCUUAAACAUUCUGGCUGUCCUUCAACAAGUUGUUCAACACAAAACAUCGAAACAAUUCGUGAAAGUAUUGCUGAGAAUUAGAGGGACAUCAAUUUGGCACUGUGAUCAAGAAUUGGAUAUUUUGAGAAGUUCUCUAUUUUCACGAUUUGCGAAAGAUUUGCAUGCUUACAAAGUUCAAUUAAUCCAAGAACUGAAGCCUACUGACACGCAAUAAAGCUCCUUGACAGCGAAAAAAUUCGUUGAAUGGAUUAUGGAAAUAAUAACAACUAAAUGCUAAUUUUUCGAACAAAAUUAUCUUCAGCAAUGAGGCUCAUUUUCAUCUUGAUGGAUUGAUCGACAAAAUCGACAAAAUCGUCGUAUUUGGGAUUCAGAAAAUCCACAAGUGAUUGUUGAGAAACAAACGCAUCCACAAUAUGUUACUAUUUAGUGCAGAUUUUGAGCUAGAGGCAUCAUCGAACCAUUCUUCUUCGAAAAUGCGAUUAGUCAGGCAAUAAGUUAAUAGUGCACAUUCGCAUCGUGACAUGAUCCAAUUUUUUGUGUCUAAAUUGUAAAAUAUGAAUGUGGACGACAUGUAAUUUUAAUAAAACAAUGCUAUAUGCUAUACAGCCCGACAAUUCAAACAAUUCAAUUAUUGCAUGAGUAUGCAAUUCAUUUUCUUUGUGCGAUUUAAUGCUAUUGGAUCUUUUUUUUUGGGAUUUUUUGAAAUUUAAGAUUUAUGCCGAUAAGCCCACGAUCACACUGAAGAAGGAAAUUGAGCGCUGCAUCAACGAAUCAGCCACAUUUAUGUAAAAUGAUCAUAGCAAAAUUAGCAAAAGAGUGCGUAUGUGCAUUAUGUGUACAGCAAAACCGUGGAGACCAUUUACCUUGCUAUUCCAUACAUAAUCUUAUAUUGUAUAUUUUAUGAAUCAAUAAAAAAUUUAUAAUUUUU